Messenger RNA from Haplochromis burtoni (Burton's mouthbrooder), 5999 nucleotides. It is a transcript of the gene fer1l6, whose product is annotated as fer-1 like family member 6. Lineage: Eukaryota; Metazoa; Chordata; Actinopteri; Cichliformes; Cichlidae. Gene Ontology annotation, cellular component: membrane. The record is from RefSeq and is a predicted model, not a curated record. Gene Ontology annotation, biological process: plasma membrane organization.
GCUUCAACACCUCUGACUCUGAGUCACUGAAAGCAUAUAACAUGCAGUCUUGCGUGUCCAACUGACAAAAGUGAAGAGUGCGGUCUUGUGACUAACACUGGAUCCCAAACAAAGCUGACCUGCAUUUCAACAUAAAGAUAAAGCUGAUAAGGGUAAAAAUAAGUCCUGACUACAUGAAAGGUCUACUCUCCUGUGAGCAGAAAGCCCAAAAAAAUGUUUGGCCUGAAAGUGAAGAAGAAGAAGAAGAAAGACAAUGAAGAUCUGGUUCUGGCAAACAGGGGAGCCACAGACAGUGAGGUGGAGGCCGCUCCUGAAGCUUCUCUCCUACUGGAGGGAGAAAACACUGACGAUAAACCAAAACAAUCUGCAGCAAGAACCAGAACAAUCCCGAACACCAACAGGUCCAAACUGAAUACUCGCAUUCAGGACAGUGAAGCGAAACCCCAGAGCUUCCAGAUUGCCAUUAAUAUCACAGAGGCCAGACAGCUUGUGGGGGAAAACAUUGACCCGAGCAUAGUGAUAGAGAUUGGUGAUGAGAAGAAACAGACAUCAGUCAAGGAAGGAACCAAUGCUCCUUUUUACAAUGAGUAUUUCGUGUUUGACUUUUUUGCCCUCAAAGAUGUCUUCUUUGACAAAGUGAUCAAGCUGACGGUUUUACACUCUAAAAUGCUGAGGAGUUUCUCUGUUGGAUCCUUUAAGUUAGAUGUGUGGACAGUCUACAAACAGCCAGGUCAUCAGUUCAUCAAUAAGUGGGCAAUGCUGACCGAAUGUGGUGACAUUAGCACUGGGGUCAAAGGUUAUAUCAAGUGUGACAUCAGCCUUUCAUUGAAGGGAGAUACCAUGCAGCCAGGACAAAAAGCAAGUGAUGCCGAGGAGCAGAUAGACAAGAACCUGUUGAUUCCAGAUGGGUUUCCUUCUGAACGACCAUGGGCUCGUUUCUGUGUGAAGGUGUAUCGAGCUGAAGGCCUUCCCCGCAACAACUCCAGCAUCAUGGCUAAUGUCACCAAGGCCUUCAUAGGAGAAAACACAGCACUCAUAGACCCAUAUGUUGUGGUCAGCUUCUUCAAACAAGUGGGUCGGACUUCAACACAAAAGUCGACAGCAGAUCCAGUGUGGAAUGAGCAGAUUGUCUUCACUGAAAUGUUUCCUCCUCUGUGUCAGAGACUGAAGAUCCAGGUUUGGGAUGAGGGAAGCAUGAACGACGUUGCCAUUGGAACCCAUUACUUUGACCUGAGAUGCAUCUCCAAUGAACAGGAUGGUGACAGAGGGUUUUUACCAACAUUUGGCCCUGCUUGGAUCAACCUGUAUGGGUCUGCUCGAAAUUUUUCUUUGGGUGAUGACACAGGGGAGCUUAAUGAGGGCAUUGGAGAAGGUGUGUCGUACAGGGGCCGACUCUACAUGGAGCUGGCUGUUGAGAUUCUGUCGGGAGGGACAGGGUCAGACUCCAAACUUAGCCGUAUAAUGAAGCCAAUAAAAGAUGCUAAAGCAGGAAAAGCUGGAGGGAAAGAUGGGAAAACCCCUGCAGGAGGAGCAGGCACAGGUGGAGCUGCUGAUGAUGACAAAGGAAGAGCUGCAGCAGAGGUCCUGCCUGUGGAUCCUCCUCCUGUGCUUAAUGCAGACGACAAUGAGAGCUUCCUGCUGUUUGGUGCGUUGUUUGAGGCCACCAUGAUUGACAGGAAAAUUGGAGACAGGCCUAUCAGCUUUGAGUUCUCUCUUGGUAACUAUGGUAACACCUUAGAGUCUGCCCCUCAGCCCACUAUCAGUUUCACCAGUCCUGCAGUCCCUCGGAGGAUGCCAAGAGUGCUGGAUUUCCCAGACACUAGUGAUGUGUUCGGCUCGUUCUCUCUCAGCACCUCCCCUAACAGCCCUACUUCCCCCCUGCUACCCAGAGAAACUCAAGACGCUGCCAUGACUUCAAAAUCCACCACAUCUCCAGAAAAACCAAUCAUUGUGGAAGGAAACAGGUUGUACAUGUACCUGCCUCUGGAGAAGCAGAAGCCAUGUAUUAAUGUGCUGAGUCACUGGGAAGAAAGAACCUACCGAAUGCACAACUCAAACAUGCUGGACAACAUAGCAGUUCUUCUUGAGGAGGGGGUGACAAAUGCAUGGGAGCUCCACAGAAAGUCAGAUCCUGCAGCCGAGCUGCUGAUGAAAUCUGUCCUCCAGGACUUUUGUGCAGAUGCCAGGAGUUUCAUUGAAACAGCGGAGGCUAAGUUGAAGGCUGAGCUGAAGUCGACUUAUCUAACACAGCUGGACAAGAAACGCCUGACCAUGUGUAAACAGGAGCUGGAAAGUAUGAUAGGGGAGGCACAGUCCCUGGUAGGGAGGAAGAAAAAUGCUGGUGGUGUGAAAGAAAUGCUACAGGACGCAGCAAAACUCACACAUAAACUCCGCUUUCUUGUGGAGGAGCCCCAGCACACAGUUCCAGACAUGUUUGUGUGGCUGCUGAGCAACAACAAGCGUGUUGCAUACGCCCGGGUUCGAACCAGAGACCUGCUGUACUCCAGCAGGCAGGAGGCCCGAGGAAUUAACUGUGGCAAGGUCAUAACCCUGUUUCUCAAGCCUCCAGGUAAGCGUGUUGCAGGCUUAUCAGUCCAAGCGAAACUGGAUGUGUAUCUGUGGUUUGGAGCUUGCAGGGACUCUAGCCACAUGCUGGAUAACCUGCCUGCAGGAUUCACUCCAGCUACAGGGGGCGCUGAUGCCAACAGCCCUCCUACACACUUGCACUGCGAAGAUUAUCAGUCAGACUCUCAGUCCUACAUGGAAUCAGUGUUUGCCAAUGAGCCAUCUGCUGCUGAGUGGAGAUUUGCAGUAUAUCCAGCGAGAGCCACCACAUAUCCUCAUAGAGGUGUAUGAUGACGACGCACUGGGAAAGGCUGAGUAUCUGGGUACCACAGUGGCAGUGCCCGAGGUCUGUCUGUCCUCUGCUCCCUACACACCUCCAACUCUCCAGUACAACGCUCUGCACUGUGGCAGCCAGCCAGGGGGAGAAUUGCUGGCUGCAUUUGAAUUGCUGCAGAUCUCACACUCUGAACAGCAGAGUCUGCCAGACUUAGAGGAACAAGAUGGAGGCAUCUACACAGUUCCUGCAUAUAUCAGGCCUGUCCUUAGCACCUACAGACUAGAGGUAUUAUUCUGGGGUCUGAGGGAACUGAAGAAAGUCCAACUUCUGUCUGUGGAUAGGCCACAGGUCAUUAUAGAGUGUGCUGGUAAGACGUUACGCUCUUCUGUUAUUCAGAAGUACAAGUCCAACCCAAACUUCACCACACUCGUUGAUGCCAUCGAGCUGGAGUUACCAGAAAAUGAACAUCUCCAUCCUCCGCUCAGUAUCACGGUUGUUGACUGGCGUGCUUUUGGUCGCAGUACGCUUGUUGGGAACCACAUCAUCAACAACCUCAAAGCUUUCAAACCGAUUCCACUUCCAGCCCUUCCUGCACCCACACAGACACACAAACCACCCAAAGACAUCAGCACCCCUGGACCUGCCAUGACAGUAGAGCCACACAGUGCUGAGGGACGGUCACAGGAUUCUCCAGAGACUAGUUCGGCUGUAGCAGUGGCUAACCAAGAUUUCCGGAUCACUGUAGAGGAUGAACCCCUACCACCCGCUCCACCACCUGCUCCACCCAUUCCUAAGCAAGAAGCCAGGAAGAAGAAGAUGAUAGAGAGCAGGGCAAAGUCCACCCGUAGUCGUUCCACCAAACGCAGGAAGCGGACUAUCGCAGAUGAAUCAGCUGAGAGUGUCAUCGACUGGUGGUCCAAAUACUACGCCUCAGUAGAGAGAGAGAUCAAACGACGGGACAACUCUCCAUUUUCUGAGGUCUCCAAAGCUUUGUCGUACCACAACUUGCUCAGCGAUGGAAUAGAAUCUUUGGUCAGCAGCCAGUCCGAUGGAGAUAAGAAGAAGAGGCAACAGAAAGUAAAGGGAACGAGCAUCAGCCCUCAUACCAAAUUAGCUACACUCAAGCUGUACAACAAGGAGUUGGAGUCAGAGUUUGGGUCCUUUGAUGACUGGGUGAAAACAUACGAGUUGUUCCGAGGGAAAGCCAGUGAGGAAGAGGGAUCAAAUGAGGAGAGGUUUGUUGGAAAAUUUAAGGGUCGAUUCUGCCUCUAUAAGCUCGCUGAGGAGGAGGAGGAGGACUGGCAUGAAGCAAUAGAUGCUGGGAGCUUCAGAGUCAACAGAGGAAUCCCUCCCAACAGCCCAGUCCAAGUUCUCAUACGGGUUUACAUUGUCUGUGCCUCUAACCUGCACCCAGCUGACCCGGAUGGGAAGGCGGACCCUUACAUUGUUCUACGACUUGGCAAAAAUGAAAUCAAAGACAGAGACAACUACAUUCCCAAACAGCUAAACCCUGUUUUUGGAAGAUCUUUUGAGAUGCAGGCAACACUUCCUCAGGAGUCUCUGCUGUCAGUGUUCAUCUAUGACCACGACCUGGUGGGAGGGGACGAUCUGAUUGGAGAGACCCGCAUUGACCUUGAGAACCGAUAUUACAGCAAACACAGAGGCACCUGUGGACUCCCUGCUGAGUAUAGUCUUGAGGGUUACAAUGCCUGGAGAGACUGUUUGAAGCCAUCAGAGCUGUUGGCAAAGAUGUGCAGAGAGAGCGGUUUGGACGGUCCUCACUUCAGUCCAGGACGCAUCAUUGUGUCAGAGAAGGUUUUCACUGGCAAAACGCUCUUCAUGCAUGAAGACGAGCCAGUGGAGUCCUAUGAACACUUGUCACUGAAGAUCCUACACCGCUGGGCUGAGAUCCCAGGUGUAGGAUGCACACUGGUACCAGAGCACAUUGAGACCAGAACUCUGUUUAAUAAGGCCCGGCCUGGAAUGGACCAGGGUCAGGUCCAGAUGUGGGUAGACAUGUUUCCAAUGGACCUGCCACAUCCAGGACCUCCAGUGGACAUUUCACCUCGAAAACCAAAAGGAUACGAGCUGCGUAUUAUCAUCUGGAACACAGAGGACGUCAUUUUGGAGGACAGCCACUUCCUCACUGGUCAACAGUUCAGUGAUAUUUACAUCAAGGGCUGGCUGAAAGGUUUAGAAGAUGACCGACAAGAAACUGAUGUGCAUUACAACUCUCUGACUGGAGAAGGAAACUUCAACUGGCGCUUCGUGUUCCCCUUCAGCUACCUGCCUGCUGAAAAGGUAGUGGUGGUGAGGAAGAGAGAGAGUAUUUUCUCUCUAGAUAAAACAGAGCAGAAGAUUCCUGCUAUCCUCAUUCUGCAGGUCUGGGACUUUGAGACACUCUCCUCUGACGACUUUCUAGGCACACUAGAAUUAGACCUCCAUGGAUUUACUCGGGGAGCUAAAACAGCCAAGUUGUGUAAGGCGGACAUGCUGACAGAUGGGACUGAGAGAAUCUCCAUCUUUCAGCAGAAGAGAGCACGAGGCUGGUGGCCCUUCACCAAGUCAGGAGAGUUGACCGGGAAAGUGGAAGCAGAGUUCCAUCUUGUGACAGCUGAGGAGUCGGAGAAAAAUCCUGUUGGCCGUGCCCGCAAGGAGCCAGAGCCACUACCAAAACCAAAUCGUCCAGACACCUCCUUCUCGUGGUUCGUUAACCCUUUCAAAUGUUUCUUUCACUUGGUGUGGCGAAGCUACAAGAAGUACAUCAUCAUCGGCAUCAUUCUGCUGAUCACAGCGCUGUUCCUUGCCCUGCUCUUCUACACACUACCCGGAGCCAUCUCCAACAAGAUUAUCAGCGGCUAAACGGAUAAACUAUGUGUGUGUAUGCUGCAGCUCUACAGCUUUUCCAAAUGAUCAAAGUCUCCAUUUUUUGAAUAUUGAAGUUGUGUAGAUGUUUGGUCUCACUUUUUAAAACAGUCAUAUACAUCAACGGGAAUAAGAAUGAAGGCUGGCCAUUUGCUUUUAAUUCGUUCUGUGUCUGAAUAAAUGUUUUCCAAAUGUUACUAACCAGUGAAAGUUAACAUAUUAAGAUUUUAAGAUGAUGAAAAUGGAAAACAAAAUCUGUUUAACCAGAAUAAAUAAAUGUGAGUCAAUAACA